This is a messenger RNA of Parus major (Great Tit), 500 nucleotides long. Its product is annotated as gallinacin-5-like. Gene Ontology annotation, cellular component: extracellular region. The record is from RefSeq and is a predicted model, not a curated record. Lineage: Eukaryota; Metazoa; Chordata; Aves; Passeriformes; Paridae. Gene Ontology annotation, biological process: defense response. The transcript has 4 exons. The coding region runs from base 47 to 319 and encodes 90 amino acids.
GGUGUCCAGCAAACCACAGCUCCGAGCAGCCCUUACGCAAGGCAGGAUGACACAAGACCCUGGGCUGGAGGCCUGGGAAUCCUCCUCAGAGCCGCGACUCUGCUGGAGACUCCCAGGCAUGCGGAUCCUGCCUGUCCUCUGUGCUCUGCUCCUCCUGAUGCUCCGGGGAGUGACAGGGCUGUCCCCGGUCCGAGCAUCAGCCCAGGACUGCGAGCGCCGCGGGGGAUUCUGCUCCCACCGCUCCUGCCCGCCGGGGAUCGGCCGCAUCGGGCUCUGCUCCGAGCAGGAAUUCUGCUGUCGGAUGCGGUGGUAUCCCUGAGGGGCUCCCGGAUCCCCGAGAAGCACACCAGCCCCCUGGUCGGGAUGAUGCUGCCUGGAGGCACCGAGCACUGCCAGGGGCAGCAGCAGCAGCCCUGCACAUCCAGACCUGGAUCCCAAGGGAAUCCCAUCCCCCAGUGUCCCCAAUACAAGGUGGUGGUCAUUGCCAUCACACACUGAGA